AUGGUUUGCAAACUAAACAAGUCCCUAUAUGGAUUGAAGCAAGUUAGGAGGCAGUGGUAUGCCAAACUAACUGAAGCUGUAUCAUCAAUGGGAUACAUGCAUUCUGAGAAUGACUAUUCACUAUUCUCCAAAAGGACCUCAUCCUCCACCAUUUUUGUAGUAGUAAUCAAAGACUUAGGGAGACUUCACUACUUCUUGGGCUUAGAAGUCUUUUACAAAUCAAAUAGAGUUCUCAUCUCUCAAAGAAAGUUUGCUUUAGACCCGCUCAAUGAAUAUGACUGCUUUGCAUACAACAGUUUAUCUUCUCCCCUUGAUCCUAUCCUGAAACUAAAAGCCAAUGAAGGAACUCUAUUGCCAGAUCCCACAUACUACAGAAAACUAGUAGGAAAGCUGAACUUCCUAACUAACACAAGACUUGACAUAGCAUACAGUGUGCAGCUUCUCAGUCAGUUUAUGCAAGCACCUAGAGAUACACACUUGACUGCAGCCUUCCACCUCUUCAUAUAUCUCAUGAAGGAUCCCACACUAGGGAUAUUUUUCUCAAAUAAUGUUGAUUGCUCAAUAUCUGCAUACUGUGAUUCUGAUUGGGCAGCAUGCCCUGAUUCCAAAAGAUCUGUUACUGGCUACAUUGUGCUAGUAGGAGACAACCUUAUUAGCUGGAAGUCCAAGAAACAAGAGACCAUCUCCUUGUCAUCAGUUGAAGCUGAAUAUAGGUCCCUUAGAAAGGUUGUUGGAGAACUAAUAUCCUCACUAAGGCUCUCACAGGGGUUAACACAUGCUGCUGUACUUGGCAAGUUGGCUGUGAGAUCCUCCUAUCCAACUUCAGAGGGGAAGUCUCUAGAACCUCCAUUGGAUGUCUUGCAUGAGCUUGAUUUUCUUAGUCCCGAGCUAAUCUCGAUAAAAUCUCUAUUAGGUUCAGGCAAAUGCCAAGUCUUUGAGAAAAUUAUGCG
Messenger RNA from Nicotiana tabacum (common tobacco), 950 nucleotides. The record is from RefSeq and is a predicted model, not a curated record. Lineage: Eukaryota; Viridiplantae; Streptophyta; Magnoliopsida; Solanales; Solanaceae.